Messenger RNA from Procambarus clarkii (red swamp crayfish), 2459 nucleotides. Lineage: Eukaryota; Metazoa; Arthropoda; Malacostraca; Decapoda; Cambaridae. The record is from RefSeq and is a predicted model, not a curated record.
CGCACCGACUUGUCUAUAGCGUCAACAUGAUCCUGAAGUUGGUAUUGUUCACCUUGGCGGCUGUUGUGGGGGCUGACAAGCUCCCGUCUACCUCUUACGGGGCGCCCAGCAGAGGAAGUGGAGGUUUCCUGGGAGCGGGUGGAGGACGCUUUGGGGCUUCUGGAGUGACAGGAGGCGUCGGUUACCCUGGAGUGGGCGGAGGCUUCAGUUCCCUUGGAGUGGGAGGAGGCUUCGGUUCCCCUGGAGUGGGCGGAGGCUUCAGUUCCCUUGGAUUGGGAGGAGGCUUCGGCUCCCCUGGAGUGGGAGGAGGCUUCGGUUUCCCUGGAGUGGGAGCAGGCUUCGGCACAUCUGGAGCAGGAUUUGGAGGAUCAACUGGUGGUUUUAGAGGAUCACCUGGAGGCUUCGGAAUACCGAGUGGUGGAGCCUUCGGGGGCCCAGCCGGUGGUGGCUUCGGGGGAGCUGCAAGUGGAAGCUCUUUUGGCGGAAGUUACAGACCAUCAGGUCCUGUUGUGCCCAUCCUGAGGGACGAGCGUCAGGGACCUGAUGCGUACGGCAACUACAACUUCAACUUCGAGACUGGUGACGGCAUCAGUCGUCAGGAGCAGGGCGCCCCUCAGGGCCCAGCUGGCGCCGUGGCAUCCCAGGGAGGAUGGUCAUUUAAUUUCCCUGAUGGAACUCCAGCUAACUUCAAGUUCGUCGCGGAUGAAGGCGGUUACCGCGUGGAGUCUGACCUGCUGCCCACGCCCCCGCCUCUCCCCGCCCACGCCAUCGCCCAGAUCGAGAAGGCUCGUCAGGAAGACGCCGCCGCUGCUGCUGGAGGUGGUCGAGGAUCGUAUGCAGUUGCGUCGAGCUCCUCGUCUCAGUUCUCAGGAGCACCUUCUGGAGGCUUUGGAGGAGCACCUUCUGGAGGCUUUGGUGGAGCACCUUAUGGAGGCUUUGGAGGAGCACCUGUAGCAAGCUUCAGAGGCGCAUCAACUGGGGACUUCAGAGGCGUAUCUACUGGAGGCUUCGCUGGCUUCAGAGAUGGGGACUAUGGACGUUCACCAGUUGGAGGCUUUGGUGGGUCCACUUUAGGCCAUACUCGAGGCUUCGAAGGGUCCACUGUAGGUCAUACUCAAGGCUUCAGAGGGUCCACUGUUGGUCAUACUGGAGGCUUCAGAGAGCCCAUUGGAGGUCAUACUCGAGAGUUCGAAGGGUCCACUGUAGGUCAUAUUGGAGGCUUCGGAGGGUCCACUUUAAGUCAUACUCGAGGCUUCGGAGAGCCCAUUGUAGGUCAUACUAGAGGCUUCGGAGGGUCCACUGUAGGUCAUACUCAAGGCUUCGGAGGGUCCACUUUAAGUCAUACUCAAGGCUUCAGAGAGCCUACUGUAGGUCAUACUCGAGAGUUCGGAGGGUCCACUGUAGGUCAUAUUGGUGGCUUAGGAGGGUCCACUUUAAGUCAUACUCAAGGCUUCGGAGGGUCCACUUUAAGUCAUACUCGAGGCCUCGGAGAGCCCAUUGUAGGUCAUACUAGAGGCUUCGGAGGGUCCACUUUAAGUCAUACUCAAGGCUUCAGAGAGCCCACUGUAAGUCAUACUCGAGAGUUCGGAGGGUCCACUUUAAGUCGUACUCAAGGCUUCAAAGAGCCCACUGUAGGUCAUACUCGAGAGUUCGGAAGUUCCACUAUAGGUCAUACUAGUGGCUUCGGAGGGUCCACUGUAGGUCCUACUCGAGAUUUUGGAGGGUCCACUGUGGGUCAUGCUGGAGGCCAAGGAGGGUCCACCGUAGGUCAUACUAGAGGCUUUGGAGGACAAACUUUAGGUCAUACUGGAGGUCUAGAAGUGUCCACUGUAGGUUAUACUGGAGAUCUUAGAAGGUCCACUGUAGGCCAUACUGGACGCCUUGGAGGGUCCACUGUAGGUCAUACUCGAGGCUUCGGAGAGUCCACUAUAGGUUAUACUGGAGGUCUUGAAGGGUCCACUGUAGGUUAUACUGGAGGCCUUGAAGGGUCCACUGUAGCUUAUACUGGAGGUCUUAGAAGGUCCACUGGAGGCCUUGGAGGGUCCACUGUAGGUUACACAGGAGGCCUUGAAGUGACCACUGUAGGUUACAGUGGAGGCGUCAAAGAGCCCACUGCCAGUCAUACUGGAGGGCUCGGAGAGCCGACUGGAGGCUUUGGAGACUUAACCAUUGGAGGUUUAGCAGUAUCAGCCGAUGGAGACUUGGGUGCCGCGCCUCCAGCUCUCAAAAGGACCUAUAGUGCCCCUUGAACAUCGUCUCUACUCUAGCGCUGGAUGCAUGUAUCUCAUCUCAUGUUCUCUCCAAGAAAUCUUUUUUCUUCCUCGAGAUCACUUGCUGAUUGAUAUCUUGCUGGGCCGCUCUAGCCUCAAGUAUGUCAUGUCAACUGUGUCUCAUGUCAGUUGAUAGUUAGUGGUUUCUGUCUGAAAUGAGCUGAACUUUACACUUAUUCUACCGAUAUA